UUUCCUCGGAUUAGCACGUGUUAGUUAAGUGGGGUUAAGAAUGUGUCAAAAGUUUGUUUAUAAACUUUAAUAUUCGCCAAAUCGACAAUUUAAACGAUGUCUCGACCUGAAUAUUUAGCACCGCCGGAGAUCUUCUAUAAUGAUGAUGAGGCCAGAAAAUAUACUUCAAAUUCGAGAAUUAUCGACAUUCAAGUUCAGAUGUCUGAAAGGGCCAUUGAAUUGUUGCUACUGCCUGAUGAACCCUGUUUCCUGCUGGAUGUGGGUUGUGGUUCAGGUUUGAGUGGCAGUGUGUUGGAGGAUCAGGGUCAUUUUUGGGUUGGCAUGGAUAUUUCUCCCUCCAUGUUGGAUGUUGCUGUAGAGAGAGAAGUUGAGGGUGAUCUAUUACUUUCAGACAUGGGGCAAGGUUGCCCAUUUAGAGCAGGCACUUUUGAUGGUGCCAUUAGUAUUUCAGCCAUACAAUGGUUGUGUAAUGCAGAUAAAUCAUCCCACAAACCAGUGCAAAGGUUGUACAAGUUUUUCAGCCUUUUGUAUGCUAGUUUGAGUAGAAGUGCAAGAGCAGUUCUUCAAUUUUAUCCAGAGAAUGCUGAUCAAAUGGAAUUGGUCACUUCACAAGCCAUGAAAGCUGGUUUUUAUGGAGGUGUUGUAGUUGAUUACCCUAAUUCUACAAAAGCUAAAAAGUACUUUUUGGUACUUAUGACUGGUGGCAACAUGCCUUUGCCCAAAGCUUUAGGAACUGGUGAAGAUGCAAAUGGUGUUUCAUACACGGCAAAACGUGAGAAACUGAAACAACAACGAGGCCAGUCCCUGAAAAAAGGCAGCAGAAGCUGGAUCUUAGAGAAAAAGGAGCGUCGUCGAAAACAAGGCAAAGAAGUGAGACAAGAUUCGAAAUAUACUGGACGGAAAAGAAGCGGAAGAUUUUAAACUUUGAUCUAUUUAUAUUUGAAUUUUGUAUAUACUUAAUAUAAACAUAUAAUUGUUGAAAACAA
Molecule: messenger RNA, 986 nt
Organism: Aethina tumida (small hive beetle)
Lineage: Eukaryota; Metazoa; Arthropoda; Insecta; Coleoptera; Nitidulidae
Product: probable 18S rRNA (guanine-N(7))-methyltransferase
Exons: 6
Coding region: 97-921 (274 amino acids)
Biological process (GO): rRNA (guanine-N7)-methylation
Cellular component (GO): nucleolus
Molecular function (GO): rRNA (guanine) methyltransferase activity
Source: RefSeq, a predicted model, not a curated record